This is a messenger RNA of Haemonchus placei, 237 nucleotides long. The record is from the annotation of a GenBank genome assembly. Lineage: Eukaryota; Metazoa; Nematoda; Chromadorea; Rhabditida; Trichostrongylidae.
AUGCGUAGAUGUGGAUCCGUCUGCUGGCGAAAAUCGAAGGCUUCGAUGCUGUGCGCUUAUCCCUGUGCGGGUGGUGGUCCUGAUAGUGCGGAAAUGCAAGUCCAUGAAGGUCGAAAAGGCGAACGAGAUGGUGUUGAAGUACGCUCUCCACACACAGGAAAAUCAGCUCAUUGGCAACUGUGCGCAUUCGUGACGGUGACGGCUGCGCGGCUGAUGGUGUUGCCUACACGACGGUGA